Perca fluviatilis (European perch) is the source of this 1688-nucleotide messenger RNA. RefSeq names its product glutaredoxin 3 (gene glrx3). The coding region runs from base 27 to 1004 and encodes 325 amino acids. The transcript has a single exon. NCBI's taxonomy places the organism in Eukaryota, Metazoa, Chordata, Actinopteri, Perciformes, Percidae. The record is from RefSeq and is a predicted model, not a curated record.
GGAAGCGCUGCACAGAGGAAAGAAAAAUGGCGAAUCUCAUGGAGGCAACAACAAAUCAGCAGUUUGAAGAUUUCCUAACCAAAGCUGGAAAAUGUCUCACCGUAGUGCAUUUCCAGGCGGCAUGGGCCCCUCAGUGCGGCCAAAUGAACGAAGUGAUGGCCGAGCUGGCCAAGGAACACGCCGACACCACGUUUGUCAAGCUGGAGGCGGAAGCGGUGCCGGAGGUCUCGGAUAAGUAUGAUAUCGCCUCUGUCCCCACUUUUCUUUUCUUCAAGGGAGGGGAGAAGGUGGACCGCCUGGACGGGGCCAAUGCUCCGGAGCUGACCAAGAAGGUGCAGCGCUUGGCAGUCACCGGGAGUCCGGGUGGUGCUGCGGAAAGUACCACCACAGACCUGAACCAGCGGCUGAAGAAGCUGAUUAACGCAGCGCCCUGCAUGCUUUUCAUGAAGGGAUCCUCGCAGGAGCCCCGCUGCGGUUUCAGCCGGCAGAUAGUAGGCCUGCUGAAGGAGCACAGCAUCCAGUUCAGCAGCUUCGACAUCUUGUCCGACGAGGAGGUCCGACAGGGGCUAAAGACCUACUCCAACUGGCCCACCUACCCUCAGCUGUAUGUGAAUGGAGAGCUGGUGGGAGGACUGGACAUAGUGAAGGAGCUGGCUGAGUCUGGAGAGCUGGAGAACACCUGUCCAAAGGCUGUCACCUUGGAGCACCGUCUGAAGACCAUCAUCAACCAGAGCCCAGUCAUGCUGUUCAUGAAGGGCAACAAGGAUGCUGCAAAAUGUGGCUUCAGCAGGCAGACACUGGAGAUUUUAAACGGUACCGGUGUGGAUUAUGACACCUUUGAUAUUCUGCAGGAUGAAGAGGUGCGUCAGGGGCUCAAGACCUAUUCCAACUGGCCAACCUACCCCCAGCUCUACGUGAAAGGAGACCUGAUCGGUGGUUUGGACAUACUCAAGGAGCUAAAGGAGAGUGGAGACCUAGUAUCAGUGCUGAAGGGGGAGUCUUAAAGUGGAUUUGCUAUGCCAUCAGAGAGGGGAAACAAAAAGCCACUGCACAUGCCCAGAUCGGCUUUGUGUCACUGUUGUAACAGUACAUGUGGACCAGGAAGUGAAUUAAACAAUUUAUGAAGAGAAAUAUUAGAAUAAUCAAAUUGUUUCGCAUAUACCCAAACUGUUGUAGCAUUCGGAUGCAUUCACAUUCUACUUAAAGUAAAAAAAAAAAUGAAACUGCAGUUAAUGAGAAUUUGCUUUUAGUUUUCAUUCUGAAGUUUUGCUCAUAGUAAUUAUUGAAAAUGCAUUAAGAAACAAGAAAUGUUUCAAGUGAAAGUAAAGCGAUCCCUGUUGUUGGUAUACUUUUAUAAAUCCCUGUCUGACUCUAAGAAAAUACACAGAAAACAGCAGACUUUUGUUCAUGUUAUCUGGUGUCUGCAUUUUUGUGUGUUACAUUCGUCCUCUUCCAGUAUUCACAGCCUCACACUUCGGAACAUGUUUAUAGUUAGUGAAACAUUACUUAUCCACCCUCAAACUUUCCAUGUCAUCCUGUCCACAGUUUCUUAGCCUGAAAGACAAAAUAACUAUUAAACUUUAUCCAAUAAUCACUCUGGUUUAAAUAUCUUAGAACUAAGUCUAGGUGGCACUUACUAAUUCGUUGUUCAUCAAUAACGUGAUUAAACAAUUAAAAAAAAAACUUAA